This is a messenger RNA of Daldinia caldariorum, 1827 nucleotides long. Its product is annotated as ATP-NAD kinase. Gene Ontology annotation, molecular function: NAD+ kinase activity. Gene Ontology annotation, biological process: NADP+ biosynthetic process; NAD+ metabolic process. The record is from RefSeq and is a predicted model, not a curated record. The transcript has a single exon. NCBI's taxonomy places the organism in Eukaryota, Fungi, Ascomycota, Sordariomycetes, Xylariales, Hypoxylaceae. Bases 1 to 1827 code for a protein of 608 amino acids.
AUGGGGGUACGUCCUGUUCUCAGCACCAGCACCAGCAGUAAUAAUAACACGCUGGAGGAAGUUGGCGGAGGGGUCGGGAACGCUGUCGGCCCCAUUUCUAAGUCAUCAUCCACUUCCAUCAUCUCAAUUCCAGGCCCAGAGCAGCCCCUGCAACAAUCCGGCUCGCCUACAAAGUCCGACCCUGCGCCGCACUUUUCUUCUACUUCCCAAUCUCAUUGCUAUGCUGACGACAACGAUAAAAAACCUGAGCCUUCCGCUCUAGCCAUAAAAGGUCCAGACGCCGUUCCCAAUAAUCAAUUGCGCGGACACCGCAAGAACGCACCAUCUGUCGAUGCGGUCCCGCGUCAAACCCUUAUGAAAGCACUGGCCUCUGUCGCACGGAAUAAUAAGCCUGAGGCUUUAUCAUUGAACGGCAUGUUGUCCGCGCAGUCAGCGGUCGAUAAACGACCUGCUAAAUCCACCUCUUCUCAACAAUUGUCCGAAGCUCUUUCCGAGCUUGCCGCCCGAAACUUAACUCCGACUACCGCAUUCCCCUCCCUUCAGUCACCAUGCUUCUACCACAACCGAUUUGAUGACGCAGUCGAUAUCGAUAAGGUCCUCGAAGAAAUCAAAAACGAUGAGUGGAUGUCGCAUUCUAGACUGGUCCAAACUGCCACCGGUGUUCGUGAGGUGUCCAAGCAACUGCAGCGCCGGCCUAUCCGUCGAGCUGUCCGCAAUGUUAUGAUCGUCACCAAAGCCCGCGACAAUGAAUUGGUAUAUCUAACUAGGGAGUUGACCAUGUGGCUUCUGAGAACUCCCCGAUAUGGCUCAGAUAUAGGAGUCAACGUCUAUGUUGACGCGAAGCUACGCAAUUCGAAGCGCUUCGGUGCUUCUAGUAUUGUGGAUGAAGACCCUCGUUUCGAGUCGAUGCUCCGGUACUGGACUCCGGACCUUUGCUGGAGUUAUCCGGAGAAGUUUGAUCUUGUCUUAACACUCGGCGGUGACGGUACCGUACUUUUCACCUCCUGGCUCUUCCAGAGGGUUGUUCCCCCUGUGUUGUCGUUUAGUCUAGGAAGUCUAGGCUUCCUGACAAGCUUUGAAUUUGAGAAGUACAAGCAACACCUCAACAAGGUUAUGGGUGAUGAUGGCAUGCGUGUGAACCUCCGCAUGCGAUUCACAUGUACCGUGUUCCGGAACGGCGCUUCGGGCCAGGAGAUGGAAGAGGGUGAGCAGUUUGAAGUUCUCAACGAGCUCGUUAUCGACCGUGGCCCAUCCCCCUACGUCUCUAACCUCGAGCUGUACGGCGACAACGAGCUCUUGACCGUUGUCCAAGCGGAUGGUUGCAUCUUCUCCACACCCACUGGAUCGACUGCAUAUUCCCUUUCCGCGGGCGGCUCUUUGGUCAGCCCUGACCUUCCUGCCAUCCUUCUCACUCCCAUUUGCCCGCACACGCUCUCUUUCCGACCAAUGGUGCUUAGCGACACGAUGUUAUUGCGUGUUUCUAUCCCGCGCAAUUCCCGCGCAACGGCCUACUGCGCAUUUGACGGAAAGGGUAGGGUAGAGUUGAAGCAAGGUGAUUGUGUCACCAUUACGGCUUCUCAGUACCCCUUCCCCACCGUGAUGCGCACUGGGACGGAAUGGUUCGAUAGUGUUUCUCGUACCCUACAAUGGAAUACGCGAGCUGCGACCCAGAAGGGGUUUGAAAGCAAGAACGGCCAUUCCGGCUCCGCCAACGAGGACGAUGAGCCGGAAUGGGAUAUCGAUACCGACUCUGCCUACUAUGCUAGUGAAGAUGGCAGUACUAGUGCGAGCCCGUUACGACGACAGAUGAGCCUUCUGGGCUUGUAG